AUGCGUACAUGGCUCUACAUCGCGGGUGCCUUGCUGGCGCUUUACGUUAGGCACUGGGUCAAGACCUCAAGAACACGUCGGGUUCACGAUGCUCUCAUUAAACAGCAUGGUUGCCGUCCUCCGCCGCUCCUUCAGAACCAGCGUCCAUUUGGGGUUGAUCGACUCGAGCAGAUCUUUCGCGCCGACGCUGAAUCGAGACUGAUGGAGCUGUUCCUGUUCCAUUUCCGUCAGACGGGUUACACAUUGAAGCAGUGCUUCUUAGGGACGCCGGCUUAUGGGACCGUUGAUCCCGCCAACCUAGAAGCUAUGUUGAACUCCAGGUUCAACGAUUUCUCGAACGGCCCUCGCCGUGCCAUCACCUUUCCGAUGUUUGGCGACGGUAUCUUCACGCAGGAUGGUGAGGCGUGGAGGCACUCAAGGAAGAUGCUACAACCUCAACUUGUCCACCGGCAGUAUGAAGACCUCUCUGUCUUCCGGCAGCCUAUGGAUGAUCUCCUUGAAGUCUUGCCUACGGGUGGUGGCGUCGUUGACCUACAGCCCUUAUUCUUCCGCUAUACCCUCGAUGUCACCACGGCCUUCUUGUUCGGCGAGUCCAUUCGCAGUUUGAAGGCUUCCGAGGAUGCUACCAAGGUGACCUUUGCCAGUGCGUUCGAUACGGCGCAGAAAUGGGUCACCAAGCGAUUCCGCUUGCUGGAUCUUUAUUGGCUCAUCGGCGGCAGGGAGUUCUACCAGGCCUGCAACCACAUACACCGGUUCGCCGACGAGAUCAUUGAGCAGAACCUACAGAAGGAGAAGGCGACCGACGAGAGCGAUAUGCGAUAUGUGUUUCUCAAGCAUGUGGACGAGCAGUCUGAUGACCGUGCCGCUCUCCGCGGUCAAAUCAUCAACAUCCUGACUGCCGGCAGAGACACAACAGCUUGCGCGUUGUCCUGGACAUUGUAUGGUCUCCUAGCUCCUUUCGUCUCCUUAGAUGUCGAGGAGGCUAACUGGACUCGUAGCUUCCAUCUAGUCAGACACCCGAGUGUCAUGGCAAAACUCCAAGCGGAGAUUGCUGAGCUGCCAAGCGGAGUCGAUGGACCGAUUACGCGCACCGACCUGAAGAACCUGAAGUAUCUCCAGAACGUUAUGAAAGAAAUUCUUCGAUUAUACCCUUCUGUGCCAGUGAACACCAGGACGUCGACCACAGACACAGUACUGCCCACCGGGGGCGGGCCUGACAGGAAAUCCCCCGUCUUCAUCCCUAAGGGAUCAGCCGUUGCCUAUAGCGUCUACACCAUGCAUCGGCGGCCUGACCUGUACGGCAUGGAUGCCGAGGUAUUCCGCCCCGAGCGCUGGGAGGAAGAGAUGCCUCUGGAUAAGGACCCCAUAACCCAGAGAUGGGGAUACCUGCCUUUCAGCGGCGGCCCAAGGCUGUGUCUAGGAAUGGACUUCGCCCAAACACAAGCAGCGUACACGAUCGUUCGAAUCCUCCAACGAUACCCAACGAUCAAGUUACCCGCAGGAGAAACUGUCGAACUCACUGGCGUUGAGAAACAGACAAUGACACUAGUACUACAGAUCGGAGAGGGCUGCAAAGUCGAAUUACAGUGA
Anthostomella pinea is the source of this 1590-nucleotide messenger RNA. The record is from the annotation of a GenBank genome assembly. NCBI's taxonomy places the organism in Eukaryota, Fungi, Ascomycota, Sordariomycetes, Xylariales, Xylariaceae.